Messenger RNA from Pristis pectinata (smalltooth sawfish), 3363 nucleotides. RefSeq names its product casein kinase I. Lineage: Eukaryota; Metazoa; Chordata; Chondrichthyes; Rhinopristiformes; Pristidae. The transcript has 10 exons. The coding region runs from base 281 to 1507 and encodes 408 amino acids. The record is from RefSeq and is a predicted model, not a curated record. Gene Ontology annotation, molecular function: ATP binding; protein serine/threonine kinase activity. Gene Ontology annotation, biological process: positive regulation of canonical Wnt signaling pathway; signal transduction; regulation of circadian rhythm. Gene Ontology annotation, cellular component: cytoplasm; spindle microtubule; nucleus.
GCGAAGUAGAGCCUGGGAGGGAGAGGGAGAGGUAGUGAUUAGAAUCCGAUGCAAUCCUGCGUGCAGGUGGACAGAAUGACAAUAAAACUUGGUGGAGCAUAAUCUUCAGUUUUUAACGUGUCGUUUGGUACUGAUAUUGUCGGGGUGUAUUUGAAAAGGAGCGAGAAAAGUGAUGGUGAAAAUCGUUCUUUGAGAAAGACAGGGAGUGAAAUAGAGAGUUUCCCUCAGUAACCGGGUUAAAAUCAAAAACAUUCAUUGGGUACCAGGAGAAACCCCAACCAUGGAACUGAGAGUGGGAAACAGGUACCGGCUCGGCAGGAAAAUCGGCAGCGGGUCCUUCGGAGACAUUUACCUGGGAACUGACAUUGCUGCAGGAGAGGAGGUAGCCAUCAAGCUGGAAUGUGUGAAAACCAAACACCCACAGUUGCACAUUGAGAGCAAGAUCUACAAAAUGAUGCAAGGAGGAGUUGGGAUCCCCACCAUCAAGUGGUGUGGUGCUGAGGGAGAUUACAAUGUGAUGGUGAUGGAACUGCUUGGACCAAGUCUUGAGGAUCUCUUUAACUUCUGUUCUCGUAAAUUCAGCCUUAAGACAGUCCUUCUCCUUGCUGAUCAGAUGAUCAGCAGAAUUGAGUACAUUCAUUCAAAAAAUUUCAUCCAUCGUGAUGUGAAACCAGACAACUUUCUAAUGGGAUUGGGAAAGAAAGGCAACCUAGUCUACAUUAUUGACUUUGGGCUAGCAAAAAAGUACCGGGAUGCACGAACACAUCAACAUAUACCAUAUCGUGAAAAUAAGAACCUUACAGGAACAGCUCGAUAUGCCUCGAUAAAUACACAUUUGGGAAUAGAGCAAAGCCGACGUGAUGAUUUGGAGUCUUUGGGCUAUGUUUUGAUGUACUUUAACCUGGGGUCAUUGCCUUGGCAAGGCCUAAAGGCAGCAACAAAAAGGCAGAAGUAUGAGCGCAUUAGUGAAAAGAAAAUGUCAACGCCUAUUGAAGUUCUCUGCAAAGGUUACUCAUCCGAGUUUGCCACAUACUUGAACUUCUGCCGCUCCCUGCGUUUUGAUGACAAACCAGAUUACUCUUACUUAAGGCAAUUAUUUCGAAACCUCUUCCACCGACAAGGCUUCUCCUAUGACUAUGUCUUUGACUGGAACAUGCUCAAGUUUGGGGCCAACAGAGCAGCAGAUGAAGAUCGGGAACGCAGGGAACGUGAGGAAAGAAUGAGGCACAGUCGAAAUCCAGCAGCUCGUGGAUUACCCUCAACUGCCUCUGGAAGACUGAGAGGAAAUCAGGAAGUGGCACCACAGACACCUCUUACACCCACAUCUCAUACUGCUAAUACAUCUCCACGCCCUGUCUCUGGCAUGGAACGGGAGCGGAAAGUGAGCAUGAGGUUACAUCGUGGCGCUGCUGUUAAUGUUUCCUCAACAGAUUUAACUGGACGUCAGGACACAUCACGAAUGUCAACAUCACAGAAUAGCCUACCCUUCGAGCAUCAUGGCAUGUAGCUGGUCCACACGCAUUGAAGGCAGCACUGGAUCCCAGCCCGGGUGACUUCCAGCGGCAUCCAUUCCGCUGUUCCUCGAUGAAAGUGACUCACCGUGGAGAGUGGACAAUGCAUGGCCGAUGUCCCAUUAUAACCUUGAAACUCAUGACCCCCUACAAAGCCAACCGACAAAGUGAAGCUCUUGAUGCCUUUAACUAAAGUGCAGGAAGGAAACUUUAAAGUUUUUUUUAGGAACAUCUUCGCAAGGAGACCUUUUCCCUGACUGCAGUAUAAAAUACAAGUUAAAAGAUUGUGCCCACUGCUUCAGCAGCAGGGGUUCUAAAGACGGUUUACAGAAUUUACCGCAAAUAGAAUAGAUAUCGCCAUCCCUUCUCCUUCCAUGAUUGGCGUUAUGUAGCCUUUUAUUACUCUACUGUACAACUGUAGACCUAUACCUGGUUUAAAUAUUUUGUAUCACCCUGCUAAAAUUGAAAGCAGCAUCUAUGUAGAUAAGUAGAAUGUUGUCCUGCUUUUAUGUCUGUGAUGCUCUAUAGGUUUGAGAAUCUGAAAUGGGAAUUGACUGACUUGAAAAAUCCUGUAAUACAUAGGGUUGGCAGUGAGUGUUUGUGAAUUUAAAAUGCAGCUGAUUUUAUUUAAAGCUUUUUCCAGUCUUUUGUAUUAAACUUGAGUUUAAAAUGUUUUUGGUAGUACACUGUAACUAUUAAUGUUUUUUUGGUUUAGUAUCUAGGUUUGUUUGCACACUUUUAACUUCCACAUUUUAUUUUUGUCAUAAAAACUGAAUGAUCAUUGGUGCCAGUGGCCAUUUAGUGUCUUGUGGAAGAGGCAGAUAACUUAGCUGGCAGAAGCAGUGUGGAAUAAAGUGGCAGUGCCAAGGCUUAUCAAAAAAUGUGACCUUAAAAAUGAAAAUGUGGAAGAAUAAAGUUUUUUAAAAAAAGUAAAGGUAAAGCUGUGUUUUGGUGAAUUAUUUUUAAAAUUUCUGAUUAGUGUUGGUACAGAGUCUGUUCUCGGGAUUUCCUGUCCUAAGGACUUAUAGCAUCUCCAUUAAUCACUAGGCGUAGAGAAGUAUUUUAAACAAAGAGCUGUGAAGGAUUGUACAGUAAAAAAUGUGAACUCUGCCAUUAGCUUAAAGGGGGCUGAUGAAAUUUUACAUUCCAGUGUGUGUGCUUCAAAAAUUGUAUCUUGAUUUUUUUUAUGUUUACACGUGACAAUAGUGAAUCCAACUCAAAGGUUUUUUUUGAAAGCUAACUGGGUUUCAGCCUAAAAUGGAAUUUUAUAACAUUCUUGCUAUUGGUGUAGCUUCCAGAUAGCACACUGAAGGAAUGGAGGAAGUACAGCCUAACUCAUGAAUGUGUGUGCACUUCAUCAAAUGCACAGUUUGGUUCCUUUUUGUUUGUAACAGCCACAUUUGUAUUUCACUUCAGCCUCUUGGGAGGUCGCAUGAAAGGGUAUCUGGCGAAAAGUCAGAAAUGCCUUGCCAUUUAUGCAUGCGCACUGACGUGUUAAACAGGAGCACAGUUAGGCUGGCAUUACUGCAUUAAGAUUCCUCCUUUCAUUUCAGCAGUCCCAUCGUUUAAUUUUGUAAAUGUGUGUGGUUAAAUUAAUGUUUCCCAUAAGGUUUGUAAGGGGCAGAAACUUGAGAAUCAAUGUUUUCUUCCUAACUGGUGGUGCCUCCAAGACAACGGGCUCUUCCAAUUUUUCUUUUGUGUGGAUGGACCAUCGUUAUCUCAGGUGGCUGGUUUCCCCUCUGUAGAAUGUCUGUGUAUAACGUGUAAUGGUAACAAAAUACUGGUAACCUAUUUGUAUUGCAGCUGUAUUUGUGUACUUUAAAAAUGUAAAUAAAUUCAUAAUAACUUGUAA